Messenger RNA from Penaeus monodon (black tiger shrimp), 2031 nucleotides. Its product is annotated as CCA tRNA nucleotidyltransferase 1, mitochondrial-like. Gene Ontology annotation, molecular function: nucleotidyltransferase activity; RNA binding. Gene Ontology annotation, biological process: RNA processing. The transcript is spliced from 2 exons. The record is from RefSeq and is a predicted model, not a curated record. Lineage: Eukaryota; Metazoa; Arthropoda; Malacostraca; Decapoda; Penaeidae. The coding region runs from base 59 to 1402 and encodes 447 amino acids.
UAUUCGUCCGAAAAGAAACUAGAGGUUUGUUUACACGGAUCAGCUGAUUGCCUCGGCGAUGUUGGCUCGAAUUGCGACACGUGAGUUCCUCGCCCGGAAAACUUUCUUGCAUUUAAUCUCCCCUUCGCUAAAUGCGCUCGUGAACCAGCUGCACACGAUGAGGCUGAGUGAGGACCAGAUGGCGCAGGUGCUGAGCCCGGAGGUGCGGCAGCUGGCGCAGCUCUUCUCUAACCACGGCUAUGAGCUCCGCGUUGCCGGGGGCGCCGUGCGCGACCUCCUGAUGGGGAAGACGCCGCACGACCUGGACUUCGCCACGACGGCCACGCCCGACGAGAUGAAGAGUAUGUUCGACGCGGAGGGCGUGCGGAUGAUCAACGCCGGCGGGGAGAAGCACGGCACGGUCACGGCGCGCCUGGAGGAGUGCAACUUCGAGUGCACGACGCUCAGGAUCGACGUGGAGACGGACGGACGGCACGCGGAGGUCGAGUUCACCAAGGACUGGGAGCUGGACGCCAACCGCAGGGACCUCACCAUCAACGCCAUGUUCCUGGGCCUCGACGGCACCGUCUACGACUUCUUCGACGGCAGCAAGCACCUGAGCGACAGAUUCGUGACCUUCGUCGGCGAUGCGGACACGCGCAUCAGGGAGGACUACCUACGGAUUCUGCGCUACUUCCGGUUCUACGGGAGGAUCGCGGAGCGCGCGGACAACCACAGCGCCAAGGUCCUGGAGAGCAUCAAGGCCAACGCCGAGGGGCUCGCCAAGAUCGCCGGCGAGCGCAUCUGGGUCGAGCUGCAGAAGAUCAUCACCGGGAACUACGGCGGGGAGCUGCUCGCCACGAUGGCCGAGUGCGGCGUCGGCCCCUACAUCGGAUUCCCCGAGAACUUCGACUGCGCCGGCGUGAAGGCCGUGUACAGGCGGUGCCACGAGGCCAACAUUCCAGCCUCGGAAGUCCACCACAUGACGCUGCUCGCCUCGGGCUUCGCCAGCGAGGAGGAAGCCAUCAGGUUCAUCGCGCGAGUCAAGUGCUCGAGGAGGGAGCGCGACCUGCUGCUGCACGUGAUCCAGCACCGCGACUUCGCGCUGCAGGCGACCGCCUUCAAGGAGGUCAAGGACCACCUGGUCGACAUCGUCAUCGGCGAGAGAAGGAACAAGGACGUGGGGCUCUUCCUCACCAGCGAGCUCCUGAAGUACGUCGGGCGAGUGGACUUCCUGGAGAACCUGAAGAACUGGGAGAUCCCGCGGUUCCCCGUCAACGGCAACAUGAUCGGCGAGAGGGGCGUCCCGCGCAAGCAGACCAAAAUCGCCCUCAGAGACACCCUGGAGGAGUGGAAGAAGUCGGACUACUCCCUGGGCAGCGAGGAGCUCCUUGACAUGUUGGAUGUCAAGCAGUAUCAGUGAAUCGUCAGCGGGUGUGGAAAUGAGGUUUAGGAUUAUUCUGUGAUACGUGAAUUGUUGUGUAUUUACUCUUAUUCAGCGUGUAUGUAUGCAUAUGAUAUAUAUAUAUAUAUAUAUAUAUAUAUAUAUAUAUAUAUAUAUAUAUAUAUAUAUAUAUAUAUAUAUAUAUAUAUAUCAUAUACAUGUUAUAUAUUAUAUCAUUUGAAUGAUUCAUGAAUAAUUUUACAUUUUUUUCGGAAUCGAUUCAUCUUCAUUUAUAUCAUUAUGGCAAUUCGUAUUAUACACUUGUCUCUCCUCAUUCCUUGCCAUCAUUCCUUAUAAUUCUCAUUCUCAUUUUCUGCCAUAUUCUUUUGUCUUGUAGAUACAUGUUCAUAUCUCAUCCGGUGUCAAAUAUUUCAUAGAGCGGACACAUACCCGAGUCCAUGAAGCAGAAACUGAGCUUUAUUUACACAAUAGCCCGACCUAUGGCUAUAAGGAAAGCCAUAUUUAUCUGAGCUUACAUUUUGAAUCUGAUAAAAAAGUAUUAUGUGAGUUUUUAUGAAUUGUUUACUCACGGCGAUGCCAUAUUAGUGUCGGUGAUUGUGUCAUAAGUUUAAGUUUAUAUAUAUCUUCAAUAAAUGAAUUCCAGUUCA